This is a messenger RNA of Nilaparvata lugens (brown planthopper), 5739 nucleotides long. RefSeq names its product proteasome adapter and scaffold protein ECM29. The transcript has 38 exons. Bases 184 to 5664 code for a protein of 1826 amino acids. Gene Ontology annotation, molecular function: molecular adaptor activity. Gene Ontology annotation, cellular component: cytoplasm; nucleus. The record is from RefSeq and is a predicted model, not a curated record. Gene Ontology annotation, biological process: proteasome assembly. NCBI's taxonomy places the organism in Eukaryota, Metazoa, Arthropoda, Insecta, Hemiptera, Delphacidae.
UUCAUUGUCAGUGACUACUGACUAAAAACAUAACCAAAAAGUUUAGAGUCUACAUUAUUGAACUAUUAUGAGAAAAUAAUAUUAUUAUUAUUAGUAGAUAGCCUUUAAUAUGUGGAACAACAGCAUAAAAUCUAAAUAAUAAAAUUAUUCAUUCACCUUUCGUAAGAGUAAAAAUUAUUGAGGAUGUCUUCAGCGGACGAGGAACUUGAACUCUUGGAGAGAGUGUUCUUCCGUAUAUGUUCGGGAAGCGAUGAGAAUCUUGAAAGCUCUGUUUGCAAGUUCCUUACACCAGUGCUCUUGAAGAUAGCCAGUCCUCAUGAAGCCGUUAGGAAUAAGGUCACGGAGCUAUGUGUUCAUAUCUCGAAACGGUUGAAAUCUCGGCCGUUGAUUCAGCUUCCUGUAGAGGCUUUACUCGAACAAUUCAUGGAUCCAUCAACGCCUUCAGUGAUUUCGAAUGUCAGUGUGGUUUACUUGAAAAUGGGAUAUCAACGAUUGCCUCCUAGUAAACAAGCAGAAUUAAUUCCGAAGAUCGUUAAUGCACUGGACAAGAAAUCACAGGAGCAUAGUGAUAUUCUCGUGAUGCUGAUAAUUAGUGCUCUGGGUCAUGUACAAUGGCCUCGUGAUCCAGUCAUGUGUGUAAAUCACAUUGCACCUAAUGAAAAACCAAAAUUAUUAUUAGAGGCUCUUCUAGAUGUCCUCCUCAUGCCGUAUGGAUGGAAAAAUCAAACUUUCGAAGCACCACCAGGUCUAAGUGUUUAUGCCUUGAAGCGGAUCGUCAGCAAUCUCGACUUUGAAAAAGUCCCCCUCGAGAAGGUGAAGCAAAGUGCUCUGAAAUGUGUGACCAGUGGCAUGUACAAGCCAGAGGAGACACUCUGCCAUCUGGUGGCCAGUUCUGCAGACCAGUGGUCAAGUGUAUCCACCAUUGCCAAUAAUGAGCUCGAUAUAUUUUUGAGGAGUGGUUUGGACUGGAGCAAUCCUACUAUGCUGCUGCCUUUGUACCAGUUGUACCUGGGUGUUCCAAACAAUAACGACAGUGAUAAGAGUCGAGCGCCCGCCGAUCUUCGCUUGAAGCUGAAAAUUCUGCCCCAAAUGGCCAAAGCGCGAGGAAAGGGCAUUAUUUGGCCGAUAUGCAUCAAGGUAGUAUUUGAUGCACUCUAUGGGGAAACAAAUGUCAACAUUGCAACCAAAUUGAUUUCACUUGGCCUCAACUUUUGCUCUGUCAUGAUUGAACAAUCAGACGCAGCUAAUCUCCGAGCAGUAGCUCGCAUUCUCCUUGACUCUGGACUUCAGCAGCUUGUUCCUCUGCUGAAAGGCUCUACUCUCCAAGAGAAGAUCUACCAGAUAAUAGGUCAGUUGGUGCUCAAAGUGCCUGACCUUGUUAAAAACGACUUGACCCUUCUGAGUCGUUUGUUCAACAUCAUCUCACAGGAAGAAGACAAGGAAGUGCAAGUAGUGGUACGCGAGACCCUAGUAAGCAUGGUGACCGCCUACAGUGCCAGUGAUCUGCUGCUGGCUUUCCUGGCCACCCAAGUCAAGGCUCCAUCCUACUUCACUCGGCUGGUUGCCCUGCGAUAUCUGUCCACCGUCUUUCCAGCCGACCACAUGGAUGCACGCUUCUGGAUUCUCACCACAACUGGCGAUGUAAUGGCGGAAGUUGCAACGCAAGGCUUGAAGGCGCUGUACGGCCCUGGUUUCCGGCCCGGAAACAAAUGGAAGCCGAUUCCUUCCCAAGCACUCACUCUGCCCGACUUCUCCAAAAUGGCGAUCGUGGUGCAGGAUAAAAUCGAACAGAAGAAAUCGAAUCCCAGUUCCAGGGUCACUGUCAACAAACUCACUCUGCCUUUCGAUGUUACAACGUACUCUCAUGUUAUGGCGUACCUCCGUUUAUGUCUGCUGCACGCAGCUGGAAUUGAACUCGCAAAAGAUCAGGACUAUUCUGUAAUUGAUACAGCUGCCCCUAUUGGAAAGUACUUGCGGAAAAAUCUGAUUAAAAAUUCCAAACCUGAUGAUUCGAUCACCGCAUAUUUGAAUAUGAACUUUGAACUGCUGGAGGCUCAGCCUGGUGUUGUACCCUUACACUGCAUUUUGGAAUGCUGUGGAUCUACGCCGGAAGUAUUUGUUCCGAUGUAUGUCUCUAAAAUGGCUCUUGUCAAGAAUCUACUAAAAAGCUCUCAAGGUGAGAUUCGCGAACUGUGUGCCAUGCUGUAUGCAGUUCUACUCGCAUAUGGAUGCGAACAGAUGGAGUUCGAAACUGAAUUCCAAUCGCUCAUCGAUAUCCUGGAUUCUGGCGGCAAAGACCUUGAACACCUCCACGGCUGUCUGCUGGCUUUGGGCAAUGCCAUAGACAGAUGCUGCAUCAGUCAGAGGAUCUCGAAAGAUUGGCCUCUACUCAAGAAGAGCGUUUUUUCUACGUUGCCUUACCUGGAACAUUCACAUCACAUGUUAAUUGGUGCCAGCAGCAAUGCGAUUGCACUGAUAAGUCACAGCGUCCUGCUACCGCUGGAAGAUGUCGAAACGUCUCAAUCCAUGAAAUCAUCCUCUGUUGGAAGACUGGACGUUUUAAAGAAAUUGCUAGCCAUCGCAAAAAAUCCAUCCUACCCUUUUCAGGUGGUUGAAGAAGCUUAUGGCGCAAUUGGAUAUUUAUGUUUGAAUCAAGAAUUUACAUACCGCGACUUUGUAUUGAAUUCUUUCAUCGAAAGUGCUAAGGAGACGAAAGCAGUUGAUGUUCACAUUUGCGUGGGAAAAGUGCUAGUGAACUGUGUGCUGGGUCCAGCCUCGUUGUCGGCCCGAAACGCCUGGCUGCAGACAGGUGACGAAUUCACUCCUUCGCCCACACUUGUCAACGAUGCCAAUAAAAUGAUUGAUGGCUCUCUGAAUCUGCUGUUGGAGAAGACGCUUCCUAUGCCUCAUCCCAAUUCUAGACAGGCUUGUUGCAUUUGGCUGUUUGCUAUUCUGAAGAACUGCAUCAAUCACGAAGCUGUGAAGAACCGACUUAUAUCAAUACAGACUGCUUUCUUCGAUCUACUGUCAGAAAACAAUGAUGUAGUGCAGGAUGUGGCGUCGAAAGGUCUGGCGAUGGUGUACGAGAGUGGCAGUGAGGACAUGCGGCAACAGCUGAUCAAAAUGCUGGUCGAUCAGCUGACUCAAGGUCGUCGUACCGUCGCCCAAGUCACUCAGGACACCGAGAUAUUCGAGAAAGGCGCUCUUGGAACCACCCCUACUGGAGAAAAUCUAUCUACUUAUCGAGAACUGUGUUCACUGGCUUCAGACUUGAAUCAACCUGAUCUCAUCUACAAAUUCAUGCACUUGGCUAAUCACAAUGCAACAUGGACUUCAAAAAUGGGCGCUGCCUUUGGUUUCUCAACCAUAGCAGCAGCUGCUGGGAAGCAGCUAGGUGAACAUAAAGGAAAGAUCAUUCCCAAACUGUACCGAUAUCAGUUUGAUCCGACACCCAAAGUGCAGAACUCAAUGGCAGCCAUUUGGCAAGCUCUAGUUCCAGAAUCAACCAAAACGGUUGAUCAAUAUCAUAAGGAAAUAUUCCAAGAUCUAAUCCAGAAUUUGACUUCGGGACAAUGGAGAGUGAGAAUUUCAUGUUGCUUGGCGUUGUCCGAUUUUCUUGUCACAGGAGGCAAACGAGUUUUCCAGGAUUGCAUUGACAUGAUGCCUGAACUUUGGGGCCAGUUGUUCAGAGUUAUGGAUGACGUUCAUGAUGGCACAAGGCAAGCGGCUACCAAUACAAUGAAAACGGUUUCCAAGCUUUGCAUCCAAUGCUGUGAGAACAAAGACGGGAAAUCUGGUGAGCUGAUGCUGAAAACAUUAUUGCCAAUGCUUCUAUCAAGUAUCAAUAAUCAAGUGCGGGCAGUCCGAGCUGUCAGUAUCAAAACAAUAUCAUUGUUGGUGAAAUCAGCGGGAGUGCAGCUCAAACCACACCUCUCCAAGCUGAUUCCCACCCUGCUGGAAGCAACCAGCGAACUGCACGAGUCCCUGUUCACACAGAACGUCAAUGAUGCGCAGACCGAGGGAUUGAUGGACAAUGUUGGGUCGAUUGUCAUCAAGUCUCAUUUUAAACUGGAUCAAAUCCUAUAUUCUUCAAAUCGACCAAGUAAGGCUGCUCAUUUGAAGAUGUAUCAAAAAGUUUUUUAUUCCAAUUUGUGUGUGCACUUCAUUGAUGGUGAAGUUCUCGCUGAUAUGCUACCUCGUCUGGUGGAACUACUGAAAACGUCUGGAAACUUCGCAUCCCGCGUAGCUACAGCCAACUUUCUGACACUUCUCUGUCAUCAUAUGACUGUUGAUAAGCUUCAACCACAUGUUGGUAAACUUCUGGGAGUUCUAGUGACUGGGCUUUCGGAUAAGAAUAGAACUGUGCGGCGCACCUAUGCUGGAUGUAUAGGCCAGUUAGCCAAAGCUGCCAAAGAUUCCAGUUUAGAUAAACUGGUUGUCAAGCUCAAAACUAUCUAUUUAGAAAAAGAAGAUGAUAACAUACGACAGGCAGUUGGCCUAGCAUUCCAUUCUCUGGUACAAAAUCAUCAGGAAGAAGCCAAGGCUAGAGCCGAAACAAUUCUUCCAUUAGUUUUCUUUGCAAUGCAUACAAAGACUGAUAAAAAUGUGGCGUAUGAAACUAUACUCUAUUUGAUAUUUGCACCGCUGAGUGAUGAGAAUGUUUGGGAAGACAUGUGGCUGGAGGUCUCUGGAGGUACAGAUGGGUUGCUGAAAUACGUCGAUGAUGUUCUACAGCUCCUGGAAGACACACUUCAGUCAUCGUCUUGGCCUGUCAGGGCUCAGUCAGCACGAGCUAUGAAAACCAUAGCUGAGAAAAUAGGGAAAUCGAUUGACCAAACAAAACAAGACAGAGUGGUUGAUCUUCUAGUCCAGGCACUUCAAGGUCGUACGUGGGAUGGCAAAGAGCACAUAUUGACCGCCCUGGCCACAUUCUGUACUAAUUGUCCAACAUUGAAAGACUCGAACAAAGUUGAAACUAUCACAAGAGACGUGCUCAAGGAAUGCAAAAAAUCAAAUCUCUUGUACAGAAAGCAAGCGUUAAUCACUAUUGGAGUCAUUGUAGAAGCUCUCAAUGUUGAUAAAUUUGAAGAAAUUUACAUCCUUGUCGAAGAAAUUCUUGGAAAGGGAGCAGAGAAGGGAGACGAUUCUAUGGAUGAUGUGGAUGAUGAUAACAAAAAAGAACAUACCGCAUUAAGAGAAGCUGCUUUUGAAACUUUGGGCAAAGCCUGGCCCCAGAAUGAGAAGACUCAAGCUCAGUAUAGAGAGAAGGUGAUUGUGCAAUGUGUAUCCUGUCUCCAAUGUAAUACAAGAUCCGUUCAAGUGUCUAUCAUGUCUUCGGUCAUCAACUACAUCGAUAAACUGACUCUCCUCUCUGGCAAAGGAUUGAAUGAUACUGAGAGCAAAGAGUUGAAAGUGAUUCUCUCUCAUAUUAUGGAAGCACUCUCGUAUUCUCUAAGUAUACCUAAACAUACAAGACUAAGAAAAGAAGCAUUAAACGUUAUGAUCACACUUGGAAAACGAUUAAAAGACAUGGAAUGGAAAGAAGACCUGAAGAAAAUUGGCAAAAUAUUCUCUGAUCUUUCUCAUGACCUGACUCAAGAUAACUCUCCCGAAGUCAAGACUCGUGUCAUAGAUAUAAAGGAUUUUUUCAAAAAUUUAGAAUAAAAUACAGUUGAAUCAAAGUUUUCUAAUACAUAUUUUCUCGCAGUAUUUAUUUAAAUAUACUACUUCUUAACAAGU